Molecule: messenger RNA, 586 nt
Organism: Plectropomus leopardus (leopard coralgrouper)
Lineage: Eukaryota; Metazoa; Chordata; Actinopteri; Perciformes; Serranidae
Source: RefSeq, a predicted model, not a curated record
CUGCUCUGAGUGUGGGAAAAGAUUUGGCAUUAGUGAACAUCUGAAGACACACAUGAGAACUCAUACAGGAGAGAAACCUUUCAGCUGCUCCUUUUGUAAGAAAUCUUUUACACAGAAUGGAAAUUUACAGAAACACAUGAGAACUCAUACAGGAGAGAAACCAUUCAGCUGCUCAGUGUGUGGUAAAGCUUUUAGUGAAAGUGGAGAUCUGAAGAUACACAUGAGAACUCAUACAGGAGAGAAACCGUUUAGCUGCUCAGUUUGUAUGAAAUCUUUUACACAGGGUGGAACUUUACAGAAACAUAUGAGAAUCCACACAGGAGAUAAACCGUUUAGCUGCUCAGUUUGUACAAAGUCUUUUACACAGGGUGGAACUUUACAGAAACACAUGAAAAUCCACACAGGAGAGAAACCAUUCAAUUGCUCAGUUUGUGGUCAAAGAUUUUCGCAAAAAGCAUAUCUGAAGAGUCACAUGAUAACUCACACAGAAGAGAAACCCUUUAUUUGUUCAGUUUGUGGUAAACAAUUUAAAAUAAGAGCAACCAUGAGACGGCAUAUGACAAUCCACAUAGGAGAGAAAAAAUAG